Messenger RNA from Microtus ochrogaster (prairie vole), 2103 nucleotides. It is a transcript of the gene Rpap2, whose product is annotated as RNA polymerase II associated protein 2. The record is from RefSeq and is a predicted model, not a curated record. Gene Ontology annotation, molecular function: RNA polymerase II CTD heptapeptide repeat phosphatase activity; RNA polymerase core enzyme binding. Gene Ontology annotation, cellular component: cytoplasm; nucleus. NCBI's taxonomy places the organism in Eukaryota, Metazoa, Chordata, Mammalia, Rodentia, Cricetidae.
CAACGCGUGGAGGCGGAGCCUCGCGAUCGCCGCGCAAACCCUCCCCUUGCCUUCCGACGGCAUUUCCCAUGGCUGCCUCUGCUGCUCCUCACUGUUUGGGCCCGAGUGCCCGGGCCUCCAGCACCCACCGGAAGGCUGCAGGCACUAAACAGACAAGGGUCCUCAAGCCAGAAGAUGCUUCCAGAAGGCGAGCGGAACUCGAAGCCGCAGUGCAGAGGAAGGUGGAGUGUGAGAGGAAGGCUGUGCGCAUCGUCGAGCAGCUUCUGGAAGAAAACAUCACAGAGGAAUUCCUAAAGGAGUGUGGGAUGUUUAUCACACCAGCUCACUACAGCGACGUCGUGGACGAGAGGGCCAUUAUCAAACUCUGUGGCUAUCCUUUAUGUCAGAAGAAGUUAGGAGCCAUACCAAAACAGAAAUAUAAAAUUUCUACUAAAACCAAUAAAGUCUACGAUAUUACUGAAAGAAAGUCUUUCUGCAGCAAUUUUUGUUACAGAGCAUCUAAGUUUUUUGAAACACAAAUUCCGAAAACUCCAGUAUGGGUUCGAGAGGAAGAGAGGCCCCCCGACUUCCAGCUGCUGAAGGAAGGACAAAGUGGCCGCUCUGGAGAAGUCGUCCAGUUCCUCAGUGAUGCCGUCACACCAGCAGACAUUGAUGGUCCUGGUGCCCGUGAGGCCCAGAGUGAAGCCACAGCUCCCAGCGCUUGGUGUGAUCACACUACAGACGAUGAGCAAGACUUCGUCUCUUCGCUUCUCCCCGGACACGGACCAAGGGCAGCCGACAGGAGGCCACAGCCGCACAGGGAGAGCAGCAUAAGGAAGAAGAAAGCUGGUCAGAAAGUGACCUCCAGACACAGAGAGCAGACGGUGGCCGAUGUCACUGAGCGGCUGGGUAACUGCAGAUUGGAUGGUCAGGAGAAAAUGGCUGCCUGUGAGCUUCCUUCCAAGAGAGAAAAUACGCAGACUUCCUCGCCUGACUCUUCAGCGGCUUCCGACAGCAGACACAGUGUGUCAGAAGUCACUCUGGUAGGGAUAAGCAAGAAGAGUGCUGAGCAUUUCAGGGUCAAAUUUGCCAAGUCUAACCAAGGGUCUGGGCCAGCCUCUGGCCCAGGGCAGGGUCCUGAGGUCGCAAAGGCAAGCUUACUUCGAGUUCUGAAGGACACCUUGACUGAGUGGAAGACAGAAGAAACGUUGAAGUUUUUGUAUGGCCCAGAUCUUGCCUCCGUGUGCCCGAAACUGCCUUCAGCCCCCAUAGCCGAUGAAGAACUCGAUGAAGAUGACUUAAGUUGUGACCCAGCUAGUUGUGGUCCUGCCGUGAGCCAACCCCAGAACAACUUAGACGAGACACUACCCUUUAGAGGCUCAGACACGGCCACGAAGCCACUGCCAAGUUACGAGAACUUGAAAAAAGAAACGGAAAUGCUGAAUCUGAGGGUCAGGGAGUUCUACAGAGGACACUAUGUUUUAAAUGAGGAAACUACCAAGUCGCAGGACCCAGGAGAGAAUGGGUUUCAGCGUGAUACCAGCUUCCCACUGAUUGAUUCAAGCUCCCAGAGCCAGAUUAGAAGACGGAUUGUUCUUGAAAAAUUGAGCAAAGUAUUGCCUGGACUUUUGGGUCCUCUUCAGAUUACAAUGGGCGAUAUUUACUCGGAACUGAAAAGCCUUGUUCAGACUUUCAGAUUAUCAAACCGAAACAUUAUCCACAAGCCCAUGGAAUGGACUUUGAUCGCUGUGGUGUUGCUGACAUUAUUGACGCCGAUUCUUGGCAUUCAGAAGCAUUCUCCGAAAAACGUGGUAUUUACACAGUUUAUAGCCACCCUGCUGACAGAACUGCAUUUAAAAUGUGAAGAUCUUGAAAAUUUAACCACUGUAUUUAGAACCAGCUGCUGAGAAACAUGAUACAAUUCAAGAAGACAGAAGAUGAACUCUACUCAACAUACUGGAAUUUUAGCCACUGAUGGGCCAUGAGUGACCGCUGACUAAGUGCAUAACUUCCUCAGUGACCCCAGCAGGAAGAAGCAAGCCCUUACUACCAGAACUUCAAAACACAGGAUCUUUACUUGAAAAGGAAAAAAUAAAUUGAAACUUGAAUGAAUAUUCAAGAAAA